GAACGGUUGGUGUCUCGGUCGGCCGGCUUGACAGAGGGAGACGAAUCUCCUCGCAAGGAGGGCGUGGAGAUCAUGAAUCUUAAGGCAAGGCAGAUCGCGCACGAGGCUCGGGGCGUAGAGAGCCCCGUGUCUAAGGGCUCCUCGAGCUUCCUUGCAUCCCCUCGGUUUGCCCUAACGGGCACAUCUAUCACCAGUUCGCCGUGGGUGCCGCCUGUGGCGGCAGCUUCGGCACAGUCUGGAGAUGUGUCGCCAUCGAAGGUCGAGUCGCCACGAAAGGCGCGUGAGGUAAUCCUUGGGCAGGAAGCCGAAGUGCGACGCCGACUCCAGUGGAGAGAAGAGCUUGAUAGGAACCUGCGCCGACUCAUGACAGAUGUAGAGCUGGGUCGAGACCCGGUGAUGAAGCACCAUGGGCACAAGAUGGUGUGCGACCAGUUCGAUCGACUCUAUGGCUGGUUCAAAGAUGCAGGAGACAAGGAAGUGGCCAAGGAGCAGGAGGGACCUGCAUUCGUCCGCUACGAUCCAGCUAAGCCCGUCAUGGUUUGUGAGAGAUCGACGUUGAAGCUGAGAACUUCGUCCCAGAAAAUCGGCGGCGCCUUUGGCGCACCAGCUGCGUACUUCUGCGCCGUUGAUAUCUUCGCGCCGGAGCAGGGCCAGAAACUACCCAUGGAUGGCAUGGCGCAUGCUGAGAAGAGAGGAGAAGGCACGAAGGCCAGCUGCAAGUCUCUGAACAGCCACGACUUGGCAGGAGGAUUUCAUGCUGGACACAAGCGCACCACCAAUCCCUGGGCCAGGGCCGCUAGGGGGAAGUACCUCAGUGCUGAUACAGCUCCGCGUCAUGUCAACGUGGCUCUGUCGAUGGGCGUCAAGACUUCCCGGGCCGUCCCAGAGUUAGAUGACAGGGUAGUGGCUCAUUUGGGAUCAUUCUUAGCGAGCUCUAUGCAUGGCAAAAUUGCGUAUUUUGAGCCGAGAGCGAGUUUGCCGCCACUCAGGAGGCCAGUGGCAUCGAGCACAUGGUCUUCGCCUUCUUGUUUUGGACAGCACGAAAGCAAGGUCAAGACCUUGACCGGCAAGACAAUCACUUUGGAUGUGGAGGCAUCUGACACCAUCGACAACGUGAAGGCGAAGAUCCAAGACAAAGAGGGUAUCCCGCCGGAUCAGCAGCGGUUGAUCUUUGCAGGCAAGCAGUUGGAGGAUGGUCGAACCUUGUCAGAUUAUAACAUCCAGAAGGAGUCAACCCUUCAUCUGGUGCUGCGUCUGCGUGGUGGGCACUGUCAGGUGCCUUGCGGAAUUUUUGAUGACCCCAAGCUCGUUGCCGACGUCAAAGAGGCUGUCGCAACGAUCAAGAAGGCCAUGGUCCAAAUCGGAGAGCUGUCGGCCAGUAUGACGCCUCUGAACAUCAAUCAGAUGACACGCUGGGUCAACACCAAGGAGGAGCACGCCGGCAAGAUCAUCUCACUUAUGUCCGAGUAUUGUCUUUGCCAGCGGGUGAAGCCAGUCAGCGACCCAAAAACGCCCUUCGCAAGUGAGGCAGACUAUAUUGCUGCUCUGCAGUCGCAUCACCAGGUGAUGCUGGCGGCUGUCAAGUGCAAGCAGAACGUCGACCCUGCGCUUGCAGAUGCGCUCGAUGGAGCAGUCGCUGAGAUGAGCAAAAUGUACAUGAAGUGA
This is a messenger RNA of Symbiodinium necroappetens, 1665 nucleotides long. Lineage: Eukaryota; Dinophyceae; Suessiales; Symbiodiniaceae. The record is from the annotation of a GenBank genome assembly.